Molecule: messenger RNA, 1143 nt
Organism: Kuraishia capsulata CBS 1993
Lineage: Eukaryota; Fungi; Ascomycota; Pichiomycetes; Pichiales; Pichiaceae
Exons: 1
Coding region: 1-1143 (380 amino acids)
Biological process (GO): adenine catabolic process; hypoxanthine salvage
Cellular component (GO): cytosol
Molecular function (GO): adenine deaminase activity
Source: RefSeq, a predicted model, not a curated record
AUGUCUGACGAAAAAGUGUCGCAAUUUAUUGAAGAGCUGCCAAAGUGUGAGCAGCACCUCCAUAUCGAGGGGACAUUGUCUCCAGAACGUCGUUGGAGCUGUGUCAUUGCCAAUGGACUGCAAAUUGAGAACUGCUCCUCAUUGGAGGAACUCUCCCAACAAUACGAAACGGAGUAUGUCUACCAGAAAGGGCAAGAUCCCGCAAAGUACUUGCAAGAAUUUCUGGCCAUCUACUAUGCCUCGAUGAAUGUACUUAGAACUGUUGAUGAUUUUUACAACCUGGCCCUGGAUUACAUCAAGAAGGCGAAUUCAAUGAAUGUUCGAUAUGUCGAGGCAUUUUUUGAUCCACAGGCUCAUACUUCGCGUGGAAUUGAGUUUGAUGUUGUGAUGGAGGGCCUACUAAAGGCGAAAGAGGAGGCCUGGUCCCACUAUGGAAUCCAACUGCACUGGAUAAUGUGCAUUUUGAGAGAUAUGAGCGCCGAGAGUGCAAUUGAAACAGUGAAGCAAUCAUUUCCGUACAAGGAGAACAUUAUCGGUUUGGGCCUUGACUCUGAUGAACACGAAAACCCUCCAAGCAAGUUCCAGGAAGCAUUCAAGCUGGCCCGUCAGUACGGUUACAAGAUCACCUCCCACUGUGAUGUUGACCAGAAAAACACGCAUCAGCACAUCAAAUAUGUGAUCACCGAACUAGGCGGAGCUAGGCCUCCUGCGAAAAAAUAUGAACUUGAAAACCCUGAUUUGUAUUUGACUCCAAAAUUCCCAACAGGUGCUGACAGAAUCGAUCACGGUCUCAAUGUUGCAGACAAUGAGGACCUUUUAGAAUUUACUAGAAAGUCCGGCCUGGGCCUGACUUUAUGUCCUAUAGGAUACCAGAAACACAUGGGUCCUCAUGUUGUCUUUCCUAAGGUGGUUCGUAUCAUAGAAUAUGGUAUUCCAAUCACUUUGAACAGUGAUGAUCCGGCGUACAUGGCCAACUACAAGUCCGAAAUCUUGGCUGGUACUCUCAAAGGCUGCAAUCUCUCAAUCAGGGAUUUGUAUGAAUUUGAAAAGAACGCCAUUUUGAUGGGAUGGACCUCUGAUGUUGAGUUCAAAAGAUCAUUUUUGAAGGAUCUGGAACAAGUUUACUUGAAGUUCUCUAUUUAG